AAAUGACUUUUUUAAUGCUUUUAUAGGAAUCAGUGCAGUUCUGUGAGGGAUGAUUUUAUAAUGCUCUGCAGUGCUGAAGUAUUGCGGUGUUGAUAAGGAUCAUAUUGGAUCAUCUAUCAUAUGAAAUAAGGUUGUUCUCGGUGUUAGUGACUAAUGUCAGCCAUCAAGCAAGUCUUCAAUGAAGCUGUUGAAAGAGUCAAGUCACCUACUCCAGUUCGACUGCGAGACCUCGUCCGGAAUAUCCGUGCAGCCAGGACAGCUGCAGAAGAACGGGCAGUUGUGAACAAGGAGUGUGCUUACAUUCGGUCCACUUUCAAAGAAGAAGAUUCUAUAUGGAGAUGCCGAAAUUUGGCCAAACUGCUCUACAUCCACAUGCUAGGCUAUCCAGCUCAUUUUGGGCAGUUGGAGUGCCUGAAGCUGAUAGCAUCACCACGUUUCACAGACAAGCGCAUUGGGUAUUUGGGUGCCAUGUUGCUUCUAGAUGAAAGGACAGAUGUCCAUUUGUUGAUCACCAAUUCCUUGAAGAAUGACUUGAACAGUUCAGUGCAGUUCAUUGUGGGUCUUGCACUUUGUACAUUGGGAGCAAUUGCAUCACCAGAGAUGUCAAGAGACUUGGCACCUGAAGUGGAGAAACUCCUCAAGUCUUCAAAUGCUUAUAUAAAGAAAAAGGCUGCUCUAUGUGCAUUUCGCAUCAUCAGCAAAGUCCCAGAUCUCAUGGAGAUCUUCAUUCCUGCCACUCGUUCUCUACUAUCAGAAAAGAAUCAUGGUGUCCUCAUCACGGGUGUGAUACUGGUGACUGAGAUGUGUGAGAAAAGUCCAGAUACGCUUCAGCACUUCAAGCGGACUGGUGGGAAGGUGGGUUCAGAUGACAUGGUGUUGGUUCCAAACCUGGUGAGAAUCUUGAAGAACCUCAUAAUGUCUGGUUACUCUCCAGAGCACGAUGUUUCCGGUGUCAGUGACCCUUUCCUUCAGGUCAAAAUUCUUAGACUAUUGCGACUCCUGGGUCACAAUGAUGCAGAAUCUAGUGAAGCCAUGAACGACAUCCUGGCUCAGGUUGCAACAAAUACAGAGCAGAGCAAGAAUGUAGGAUAUUCAAUUCUCUAUGAGACUGUGAUGACCAUCAUGCACAUCCAGUCUGAGAGUGGACUUCGGGUCCUGGCCAUAAACAUUUUGGGGAGGUUCCUACUGAAGGAUGACAAGAACAUACGUUAUGUAGCCCUCAACACACUGCUCAAGUGUGUUCAUCAUGACAACUAUGCUGUUCAGAGGCAUCGGGGGACAAUUCUUGAAUGCCUUAAGGAUCCAGACAUUUCUAUUCGUCGGAGAGCAAUGGAAUUGUGCUUUGCUCUCCUCAAUGCAAGCAAUAUCAGAAGCAUGGUGAAGGAGCUGCUGACCUUCCUGGAAGCAGCAGAUCCAGAUUUCAAGGGUCCCUGCUCCUCCAAUAUUGUGUUGGCUGCAGAGAAAUAUGCCCCUGACAAGCAGUGGCUCAUCAAUACGCUUCUUCGAGUACUGGGUGCUGCAGGGAAUAAUAUUCGAGAUGAUGUGAUAGCCAUCACGAUCCAGUUAAUUAGUGAGAACUCUGACCAUCAGAUGUAUGUGGUAAAGAACUUAUGGCUUGCCAUGAGCAAUUAUUCUGAGCAAGAACCCCUUGUUCAAGUUUCAUUAUGGUGCUUUGGAGAAUAUGCAGAGAAUGUCCUUGCUCCUUCUGAUGAUACACAAGAGCAGGUGACAGAAGAAGAACUGUUGACCUUCUACCAAAGGAUUCUGUUUGGUCAGUAUAGCAUAGCCACAAAAGAGUACGCUUUGAAUUCCCUCAUGAAACUGAGUGCAAGAUGCAGCCUUACAAAUAUCAACAAAGUCAAGGAACUGAUGAGCUCAUUUGCUUGCCACAUGCAUAUUGAGCUGCAGCAGCGAGGUGUGGAAUUCUCUCAGUUGUUCCGCUUUCAUGAUCACCUCCGUGGUCCCCUCUUUGAGAAAAUCCCUAUCCUUGAGAAAUCUACUUCUUCCACACGGGAAACUAGCAGCCCAGUUACAGAGAAGGCGUCAGAGGAAGUCUCCUUACCAAUACAAAUUGAAUCUAAUGCCUUGCUGGAUUUGAUGGGAGGUAUGGAAACGGGCCAUGAGGACAUAGUACUCCCAAAGCCAAAGGCAACUAUCCCUACAAUUAACUCUAAACCUAUGAACAACGACAUAAUGGAUUUGCUGGGAGGCCUUGGAUCAGCACCUGAAGAACCACCACAGUCAUCUCUUAUUGAAGAUUUUGCCCUUAUCACUAAUUCGCAGCCCCUUGGAAAAAUCUCUGGAAUCACAGCCUUCAGCAAAGACAGCCUUUCCAUACAUUUCAACUUUGAACGAUCACCUGAGAAGCCAAACAUCUUGAGUAUUAAGAUGACUGCCACCAAUGAGGGUCCCAUCCCAAUGACAGACUUCCUCUUCCAAGCUGCUGUUCCCAAGACAUUCCAGUUGGAAAUGCUGAACCCUUCAGGGAAUGUUAUUCCUCCUUCCAACUCGGAUGUUGCUCAGUUGAAGAUGCGAAUCAAGGUCUCCUACAAAGUCAACAAUGAAGAUGUGAUGCACCAGGCAGAGGUCAAUCACUUCCCACCUGCAUCAUGGCAGUAAUUUUGCAAGCAUCAAGUCAUCUCCCACCUGCAGUAUUUCAAGGCAUGUGUUGUGUGGGGAGCAGGUGACAGACUCUAAGUGCCUCAUCUCCAAAACAAACAAGCAGGAAAGAAAAAGACUCCUCUUGCCUGCUUAAGUUUAAAUUCAAGAAACCUGAUUGUUGAAGAAGUUUUAUUUAUGUAAAAGCACACCUUUUUGAAGUUCACAGAAGUCCACAGUAUGUGCCAGAGACUUGUAGCAUCAAGUCUAAUGAGUUCUUUUGUGGUUGUGGUGUACUGGCAGGAGAUGCAUCAUUGCCCUGUUAGUCAUCUUGAUUGAAGGUGAAAGAAACCUGGUCUGCUGGAACCUUUUUGACUUCUGCACUAAGUCAUACAUCCUGCUUUAGAAUUGUGUUCAACUUAAUAGCUGCGCACUUCAAAGGCUUUGGAGACCAAGAUGGUUUGGUUUUACUCUGGUUGUGUGGCAUUUAAUGAUUUGACAGGGAUGAAAAAUCAUGAGAUUGUGUUUUCUGAAACUGCAGAGAGCAUUCUCAUUUCUGUCCAGCACAAUGUGAUCAAAUCUGCCUUCCACUACCCCACUUGAUCUCAGAAGAGGAAUAGUUGAAGGCUAAUGAAAAUCUGUUUGGUGUGUUGACAAGUUGAUGCUGCUGAGAUGACUUUUGUUAUUCUAUCUUGCCUUGGUGGCUCAAAUUACUUCAAUAUCACUCUCAUAGACCAUGAGAAUUAAGUUGCUGCAGAAGAAAGGGGUCUUGCCUUUGGCAAAUUUUUUUUUCUUGAAAGGUAUCCAGAUUGGAAAUAAAAAGCCAAUGAGUAUCACAUACUAUAUAUUGCA
Darwinula stevensoni is the source of this 3450-nucleotide messenger RNA. Lineage: Eukaryota; Metazoa; Arthropoda; Ostracoda; Podocopida; Darwinulidae. The record is from the annotation of a GenBank genome assembly.